Messenger RNA from Protopolystoma xenopodis, 450 nucleotides. NCBI's taxonomy places the organism in Eukaryota, Metazoa, Platyhelminthes, Monogenea, Polystomatidea, Polystomatidae. The record is from the annotation of a GenBank genome assembly.
AUGAAUGUCUUUGUGCGGGUGAAAGUGAUCGAAGCCCGUCAACUACAGGGGGCCAACAUCUCGCCCAUCUGCAAAGUAAACUGUUAUAAUCAAGCGAAGCAAACACGCGUCAAGAAUUCCUCAAAUUCGCCGUAUUGGGGGGAAACUUUCUUCUUCAACUUCCGUGUCUCUCCAGCCGUCUUGAUGGAGCAAAUGAUACAGUUUGGAGUGUUUAACUCGCGCCACUUGCGAUCCGAUGCGUUGGUCGGCAAUUUCAAAUUCGAUCUGGCCAUAGCCUACGAAGAGGAUGGGCACUGUGUGCUUAACAAAUGGCUGCUCCUCUGCGAUCCAGAAGACACUAUGUCAGGGCCAAAGGGAUAUCUCAAGAUGUCCAUUGUGAUCCUGGGCCCCGGAGACGAACCACCAAGUAUGAAAUGUACUGAUGAUGAAAAUGAGGAUAUUGAGUCGUAA